AUGUCACCCGCAUUGAACGGCACACGGAUGUCACUGCCCGUAUCGAUGGCCCAGGAUGAUGAGCAAGGCAUGUUGGGCUUCUUCCACACUCUGGAACGGUUGAAGGUACGUCCAGGGGAGCCACUCGCCGAACCGAGUCGAACAGACCGACAUCCGGGGAGCUGAUCAUCCACGUCACCCCUGCCUGGACGGACAACAGACCAACAAGAGGACAGGAUGGGUCAACAACAACGUACAACUACCCGAGUCGAUCGCCGAUCACAUGUACAGGUACGUCCGCCGAGUCGUCUUGCGAUUUGACUCCUUUCGCAACACACCUUCGGAUCACAGCUGACUUGUCUUUUCCCGGUCGCAAUGGCACAGGAUGUCCAUGAUGGCUUUGGUCCUGCCCCCUCCGACGAAUGGUGAACCUCCUUUGGAUAUCGCGAGGUACGAAGACAUGCAUCUUCAACUCAAGAGCUCUCCGUCGCCGCUUUGCCGAUCCCCUUCGGCGAUUAGAACGAGGCGCUUCACCGCUUCACUCAACUCGGACCCUCGUUCGGAAGCUAUCCGAUCUUCCCCUCGACCGAUCACUGAUCCCGAGCCUGUGCUCGUUCUCUUCUCUUAAUCAGAUGCGUGAUGAUGUCUUUGAUCCACGAUUUGGCCGAAGCCGAUGUCGGUGACAUCACACCCGAACAUGCGAGUGGUAUUUCGAGGGAGCAGAAGCAUCUCAUGGAGCAGGUCAGUGCUCGGCUCAAAGUCUGAACCCACGUUACCCUCGACCAAAUUUGACUCAACCAGACCUUUAUCUUCCAAAGGCCGCUAUGGAACGGAUCAAAGGUCUGUUGGGCCACCCUUCGAUCGCUUCGUUGAGGGUCGAGUCGCUGUGGCGAGAGUACGAGGAUCGCCAAACGCCCGAGGCCAAGUUCGUCAAGGAUUUGGACCAGUUCGAAUUGGCCGUUCAGGGGGUCGAAUACGAGAAGGGUAAGAAACAUUUGUGUAUAAAUUGGAAUUGGGAGGAGGACUGAAUGAUGAUCGUCCUUCACUUGGUGUCGAAAAUCACAGCUCAAGGAAUUCAGUCCAUUCAGGCUUUUUUCGAUUCGACCGUACCCAGGAUUCUUCACCCGACCGUCAAGCAAUGGGUCAAGGAAUUGUGAAUAUUCAUUUUACACAGCCAUUCGAAUCAUCUGCUGACCUGAAUCCUUUUUGCCCCCGCAGGAUGGAGCAAAGACGAGCCCUGUGGGCGUCUAGAGGGUGGGAAGGCUACGUCCACGUCGACGUCGCACCGGAUGCACCCGCAACGUCGACAAGUACCCAAUCAACCGCUUCAACACUCAUACUCAACGGCCACAUCGAGGAAAAGUCUUCCGCUCGAACUACUUUCACUCAACGAGUAUGGGGUGAACAUCGGUCGGACGACACCGGGCCCCCAGAUUCGUCAAGUCAGGAAGUUGGGGCUGAGGCUUGA
Molecule: messenger RNA, 1447 nt
Organism: Microbotryum saponariae
Lineage: Eukaryota; Fungi; Basidiomycota; Microbotryomycetes; Microbotryales; Microbotryaceae
Source: the annotation of a GenBank genome assembly